AUGGGCCUCAGAAGUUUGGGUACCAUUCGAAAGAACCGCUUGAUGGGUUGCACAUUGGAAGAAGAUCGAGACCUCCUACGAAGAGGAAGAGGCAGCUUUGACUUUCGUGUAGACAACAAUGCAAAGCUUGCUGUGGUCAAAUGGGCAGACAACUUCUGGGCUGCUUCUGUCAGCCCAGUUGGCCAAGUGAGACACUACUCCAAAGAGGAAAAGAAGAAGAUAAGCGUGCCAUGCCCGAAGAUUGUAUCUGAGUACAACACUCACAUGGGAGGAGUAGAUUUGGCUGAUAUGAUGAUUGCCCUCUAUCGCACUCCAGCCAAGUCACAUCGAUGGUACCUGGCCAUAUUUUGGCAGAUGGUUGACAUUGCUGUCAAUAAUGCCUGGCUUCUCCAUCGUCGUGAUGCAGCCCAACUGGGUCAGAAACAUCAUUGCCUGAAGGUCUUUAGGUUGGAUGUUGCCAAAGGACUCAUCUACCCUGAAAAGCAAAAAAGGGGUCGCCCCUCCAGAGGAAACGAAGACAACACACCACCAAGAGUAAUCAAACAGCCAAAAGUCCCCAGGCCUGUGGAUGAUAUGAUAUAUGACAGGAUUGACCACUUCCCUAUCGUGUCAGUGAAAGGCCGAUGCAGGAUGUGCCAGGAUGGACAGACCUCCAUCGUGUGUCAGAAGUGCAAAGUGAGGCUUUGCAUUGUCACAGGCCAAAACCCUCGCAACUGUUUCAACAGCUUCCACUGCCAGUAA
Molecule: messenger RNA, 741 nt
Organism: Knipowitschia caucasica
Lineage: Eukaryota; Metazoa; Chordata; Actinopteri; Gobiiformes; Gobiidae
Source: the annotation of a GenBank genome assembly